CAACUACCCCCCAUUUCUACUUCUUCUGCUUUAAGCUCCAGCGAGAGAGAGAGCGAGAGAGAGAGAGAGAGAGAGAGAGAGAGAUCGCGCCGACAUCGACCAUGUUAAAUUCACUCGCGAUGGUGUUUUUCGCCAUUCUUCUCCUCAAAAUCUCCGAUGCGAUCUCGAUCCCGUCGCCGUACGGAGAGAUCGACGCAAUGCUAGUCCGAAACAGCCUCAUCAUCGUAGAUGACGAAGAUCUGAUGCCGUCGGAGAUCAGCCGGAGAGUUCUCAUGGCGCAUAAACGUUACAUCGGAUACGAAACCUUAAGGAGAGACAUGGUUCCUUGUCAGAAACCAGGAGCUUCCUACUACGAUUGCCGCUCCGGACAAGCUAAUUCUUACAGCAGAGGUUGCGAAACCAUUACUAGAUGUGCUCGAGACACCAGCGACAUCAACACCUGAAGCAAUUAAUUUGGAAGCUUUUUUUUUUUUUUUGGGUCUUUUUGGUUGAGACUUGAGAUUGAGAAGAGGCAAGUAAAUUAUUAUAUGAUUAAGACUUUUGUAUGUUGUUGGUGUUGUUAUAUAAUGUCUCUGAGACUUUGACAUAAGAAUUGUUAUAUAUAUAUAUAUAUAUGUAGCCUUGAUUAAGCUAUUUGGUUAUCAUUUAUCAAUGCUCAAUUGUAUGAUGUUUUCAUUA
Camelina sativa (false flax) is the source of this 678-nucleotide messenger RNA. RefSeq names its product protein RALF-like 31. Gene Ontology annotation, biological process: calcium-mediated signaling. The record is from RefSeq and is a predicted model, not a curated record. Lineage: Eukaryota; Viridiplantae; Streptophyta; Magnoliopsida; Brassicales; Brassicaceae. Gene Ontology annotation, cellular component: plasmodesma.